UGCAGAAGAGUGGGAGUCAGCCCGGAAUGUGAGCAGGUAUCUUGGGGCAGAAAGGACUAGAGGUAGGAGCAGAUGUUGGGGGACGUGGCCUGGUGUGACCGAUGGAGUAUAGGGGGUGAACGGUGCUGCUUGCUGGAGAGACGGAUUUGUUUCAUUAUUCAAAGGCUUGAGAGAGAGCGCCAACUCCGCUACAUUUAUAAUGACCGGAAGGUGGUGAAGACUUAAUCUGCUGGGAAGUAGAAGAGUACUUCUUCACUUGAAAAAUGCCUCCCAAGUUCAAGCGCCACCUAAAUGAUGAUGAUGUCACUGGUUCUGUGAAAAGUGAAAGGAGAAAUCUUUUAGAAGAUGAUUCAGAUGAAGAAGAGGACUUUUUUCUAAGGGGACCAUCUGGACCAAGAUUUGGACCUAGAAAUGAUAAAAUUAAGCAUGUUCAGAAUCAGGUGGAUGAAGUCAUUGAUGUCAUGCAAGAAAAUAUUACAAAGGUAAUUGAAAGAGGGGAGAGACUAGAUGAACUACAGGACAAAUCAGAAAGCUUAUCGGAUAAUGCAACAGCUUUCAGCAACAGAUCCAAACAACUUCGAAGGCAAAUGUGGUGGCGUGGAUGCAAAAUAAAAGCCAUCAUGGCUUUGGUUGCUGCUAUCCUUUUGUUAGUGAUUAUCAUUCUUGUAGUUGUGAAAUACCAUACUUGAUUUGAUGACAGAUCUUCAUUAAACAAAAUCUGGGACAGUAAUAAAAGAUUGCUGCAUAAUUUAAAUGAAACCCAUGUAUAUAACUUUCAAAGCUUCUUUUUCAAGAAAUUAAGAGGCAAGUGUCACUUCAAAUUGGAGCACUGAGAAUAUCCAGUUAUCUUCUCCCCUUCCAACAAAAUGUGCUUUUAAUAAUUAUGUUUAAGGCAAAGAUAAUAGCAACCUCGAUUUUACCAUAUUCCAAGGGUCUGAUUUGAAACUAGGUACUUGCCAGUUCACUAUCUGUGUAUAUAAUUUAACACUGAUAACAAUAUUUCAUACUGUUAUUUUAAUGGCAUAAAGACUUGGAUUCAUUGCAUCAAGUUGGGAGUCAGACUGGUGGUCAGGGAGCCUCUGUAGAGUACCAAAUCAUUAUGCUGAAAGACAUGUAUAACCAUUCAACCAAUCUUUGCAAGAUUUUUCUCAUGUUAUGAUUGCUUUGCAAGCAAUUUUCACAGGUUUAUGGGUAUAGCAAAAGCUAAAUGUUAUAAACGUUGCUGCCUUUCAGCUAUAACUAAAAACAUUCCAGUAAACCUGUUUUUGACUGUUUAA
Phacochoerus africanus (Common warthog) is the source of this 1277-nucleotide messenger RNA. It is a transcript of the gene VAMP4, whose product is annotated as vesicle associated membrane protein 4. Gene Ontology annotation, cellular component: membrane. The record is from RefSeq and is a predicted model, not a curated record. NCBI's taxonomy places the organism in Eukaryota, Metazoa, Chordata, Mammalia, Artiodactyla, Suidae. Gene Ontology annotation, biological process: Golgi ribbon formation; vesicle-mediated transport. The transcript is spliced from 8 exons. Bases 264 to 689 code for a protein of 141 amino acids.